UCUACUCUCCUCAGCUGGGCACCAAGGAGGAAGACCCUCAUACUAACGACCUGGUGGGAGGACUGAUGACGGAUGGCUUGCGCAGAUUAUCAGGAAACGAAUACAUCUUUGCUGCGAAACAGCCCCACCUCCCAAGUCACCUAGCCAUGCCCCUGUCGUUAAAUGACAUCCCUCCUCACGUUGCCCAGACAAUGGAGAAUGAAGACUCCUGGGACUUUGACAUCUUCAACCUGGAGACUGCCUGUCUGAAACG
Messenger RNA from Oncorhynchus kisutch (coho salmon), 253 nucleotides. Its product is annotated as high affinity cAMP-specific and IBMX-insensitive 3',5'-cyclic phosphodiesterase 8B. Gene Ontology annotation, biological process: signal transduction. Lineage: Eukaryota; Metazoa; Chordata; Actinopteri; Salmoniformes; Salmonidae. The record is from RefSeq and is a predicted model, not a curated record. Gene Ontology annotation, molecular function: 3',5'-cyclic-nucleotide phosphodiesterase activity.